CGGCAUUCAAGAGUUUUUUGUCAAGACCGGAAAAAUGGCGGCAUGCAGUGACUGAACGCCAUGCCGACAACUAAGAAUCAAAGGAGAAUUUGACUUUGCUGAACAGAGUGAAGCAUGGCACGACCACUGAACAUAGCUCCUGCGUUAACCACAGCCAAGGAAGCGUUGAGUGCAGCAGGGCAGCAUGUGGACACAUACAUAGCACAGGAUAAAGGCUAUCCUGAACUGACGCAACUACUCAAUACAACUUCCUCAGCUCAUGCCACUCUGAGCGGGAUCAGUGAUGUGGAUUAUCCAUCCUUAUCUUCAGCUUCUGUAGGAUUAGCCGAUUUACCUCAGCUUAGUCCAGCCAAGAGAGUGCCUUUGCCUCCUGAACUUGUGGAGCAGUUUGGACAUAUGCAAUGCAACUGCAUGAUGGGGGUGUUUCCUCAGAUAAGCCGGGCCUGGCUGUCGGUCGACAGUGAUAUCUUUGUCUGGAACUACGAAGAUGGUGGUGACCUAGCCUACUUUGACGGUUUGAGCGAAACCAUACUAUGCGCUGGCCUAGUACAACCCAAGCCCAACAUAUUCCGUAGUCACAUUCGGUUCCUGUUGUGCCUGGUGACUCCCGUGGAGAUAGUCCUGCUUGGUGUAAGCUUCACUCAGCCUCAUGAAGAUGUGGGACAGAAUGACUACAGUCGCUGCGAAAUGCACCUGUUGCCGGAUCCACUCUUCUCCAUCCAAUCAGACAACACGUACAUGCUGAGGGUCAAAUCCACACGCGACGGCCGCAUCUUCCUAGCUGGCAAGGACGGUUGUCUCUAUGAGAUCAUGUAUCAGGCCCAGGAUGGUUGGUUUAGUCGCAAGUGUCGCAAGGUCAACCACUCCAGUAGCUCGCUGUCGUUUCUUGUGCCUUCAUUUCUUAACUUCUCUGAAGAUGACCCAAUGGUUGAGAUAUCUAUUGACGACAGUAGACACGUUUUGUACACUCGCUCCGAGAAGGGGACCAUUCAAGUCUAUGACAUGGGUGCCGACGGGUGCAGCAUGCGCAGGGUGACUGCCGUGUCACAUUACUCCAUGAUGAAACAUGCCAUGUACUAUGCACGGACCAUUGAUCGCUCCAACUUCAAGCAGAUUGUCCACAUUGCGGCCAUACCUUGCACAGAGUCUAGCAGAUUGCAUCUGGUGGCUGUUACACAGACAGGUGUUCGGCUGUACUUCACCACUAUCCCCUUCCAGGGUGGUUGGUUAGCUGGGGUCGGUGCCCGAGACAGACCGGUAACCCUCGCACUGGUACACAUCAGACUACCGCCUGGCUUCACUGCUAAUGCAGCCCAGCACCGACCGACCAAUGUACAUGCUGCCCUCUAUAGCAAAGGUACCUUGCUGUUGUGCGCCUCACAAAAUGAAGAGAGCGACCAGCUGUGGUGUCUGAAUCCUGACUCCUUCCCCUUCCAACGCUCCCUCAUGGAAACACAGGUGACUCAUGUGAUUGACAGCAGGACCUGGGUGAUCGAUGAGGUCCCAGCCGUUCCUAUCCUGACCCCUAGGCUGGAGCCUGUCUCUGACAAGCCUCGAGUACCGGACCCUCCCAGCGUGGUGACCCAGCAUACCGUCAUGUCGCCUGCCUAUAUACUGCUGAGCUCAAAGGGAAGUUACCUUGUGAGUAAGUUACGUCCAGUGGAUCAGCUACGACAACUGAUGCUGAACAACAUGGGACCUGACAACCCUGUCGUAGAGAGCUUCUUCACAUUACACAAGGAGGAUCAGGCGUGUGCUACAUGUCUCAUCUUGGCAUGCUCCAGAGCGUCCAGCGAUGUGCAAGUCGCUGAUUGGGCUACCCAGGCCUUCUUCCAGUACGGCAGCGUAGCUAGACUCCGGACCUACAUGGCACAGCCUCAGAACCCUGCUGCUAAUCUGUUUGGAAGCACUACACCUCUGGUUGGGCAGAGGCCAGGCAGCCAGUAUGGGACAGCGGUAACCAGCCCACCAACAACAGGUUUGCAGCCCAGCGUAGCCUCCACGCCACUGACAGCCAGUGGGUACCAGGACACUCCAAGGACCAGUGCAGGAUCAACUACCCAGCCAUCCAACGAUGUGGAAUUCUCGGGCAAACUCAAGGGGCUGUGCUUGUAUUUUGGACGAAUUGCGAGGCCACUGUGGGAAUUGCAUGUUGCAGUGGAAGCGACAUCUGUCGAUUACGGACCUAAGAGAAAUCUGCUUGUGACCAACUUUGACAGCAGUGAGCUAGCCUGGGUACUGGACAAGAUGAAGGCACUCAAGGAGUUCCUGGACAGGAAUUCCCAAUACACGGGAGUGGCUGAAAGUGUAAUAGCCACUGGGAUGCCAGGCUUUGUCAGGCCAGAGUCGGUGAUCGGUCGGCCAGUGGGACGAGAAUACACCCAACUGCAACAAGCCGAAGCUGAGAAUGUGGAGAGGAAAGCAUUGCAGCAUUUAGAGCAUCUGAUCAAUAGCUGUUGCGAGGUACUGGAGCUCCUCCAGCUCUUGUGCUAUCACCAGUUCCACAAUGUCACCGCAGCACUGCCACAGGAGACUCGAGACCAGUUGAAGCAGAUGACGUUCCGCGAUUUGGUCAUCAAUGGCAAGGAGGUUUGUGACAUGUUGAUAACAGCACUGAUCAACUGUUACAUUGGAGACAAUGCAACUACAGACGCCAUAAGCACAAAGCUACGAGAUAUCUGCCCAUCUAUCUACAGUCAAGAGGAUGCUAUAUGCUCCAAGGCCAGUGAACUGAUCAAAGGGGCCCAGCAGGCACAAACCCGUUCCGUCAAGGAGAAGAUGCUACAGGAAUCAUUGCAGUUGUUCAAGACAAUAAGCCAACAGUUGAUCUUGGCAGCAGUCUGCAGUGAAUAUCAUCAAGCUCGGUUCUACGAUGGAGUAGUUGACCUCAGUCUGUCGGCGGCUUCCAAGAGAGAUCCGCAGAACUUGGCGUUGCAUUACUACAAGAAUGGGAAACCCCCAGAGGAUAUGCAGGGCAUGCAGGCAUUCAUGGCCAGAUGUGAGUGUUAUAGGUGUGUGACAGACAUCUUAGAUGAGCUAGUGCUAGUCAGCCAAGAGCACCCAACGUCCCCUGUCGUCCCGACUUAUCCAGGCCCCCCACCCCAGCCAGACCCUAACCAGCUGUCUAGCCAAGACGCUAAGGCCUAUAUGGAGGCAAUGAUGCAGAAGGCUUUGUCAUGUGACGAUGAGUUGUUCCACGUGGCGUUGUACGAUUGGUUGAUGGAGAAAGGACUCAAGGAUCGUCUGCUUCAGAUCACGUCUCCCUACGUGGAGCAGUACAUGAAGCGUGCAGCCCAGUAUUCCGCCGAUAACCUACAUGUCAUGGAUCUGCUGUGGAAGUACCACGAGAAGACGGGCAACUACCCCGCCGCGGCCAGGAUCCUGCUCAAACUGGCUGAGAGACACAGCACUGAUGUAAAAUUACAACAGCGUAUUGAAUACCUGUCUCGAGCCGUCAUGUGCGCCAAGAGUAGUAACCUGAGAACGAGUACCAGCAGUGAAGGGGAAUUCCUGCAAGAACUGGAAGAGAAAUUAGAGGUGGCUCGGCUGCAGUUACAGGUGUACGAGGCUAUCGCACGUCACAGCACGGCAAACCCCAGAUUCAAAGCUGCACUUAUCAAGCUGAAUGCAGAAUUAGUGGAUAUUACCAAGUUGUAUGGAGACUUUGCUGACGUGUUUGAUCUGUACGAAUGCCAGCUCGCUAUCGUUCACUGCGCCGGUCACUACGACCAGCAACUGGUUCAGUCGCUAUGGCAACAAAUCAUUGACAAAGAGCUCAGUGAGAACAUUGACAAACCAGCCGAUGGUAGGAUGACCAUCCUUGCCAAGAAGCUUCAGGCGCUAGGACGCAUAUAUUCUUCCUCAGAACGCUACUUCCCUUUAGCAUUUUUGAUCCUGUACCUGGAGAAGAAAAGUUGUGAGUUGAGCUGGCAUCCUUCCUGGGUAUUUCGAUGUUUCCUGGACAUGGGCGUAGGACUUCCCAAGAUGCUGUCUGUGUAUGAUGGGCACUUCAAGGCAAAGGAUCCUUUCUGGCAAACCUGUGCACAGCCGUUACAUCUACUCAUUGUCAUCUGCGCAUUGCUGAAUACUUUUGCUGAAUCAGCCAGCCGUGUCGCCAUCCAUGAAAGACGUCAGUUCAUCAAUGUGUGCCUAGAUGCCAUCGCCAACUACAAAGUUGAGUUGGAGGCAACGACCGGCAUGCCACAGUCCGUACAGUCCAUCUUGAAGAACUUUAAGCAACUGCAAGCAAAAUUGGAUCGCCUUCAGAUCGCAAAAACUUGAAGAUGAAAUUAAAAAUCAAACCUAAAACCGAAAUACAUCAGGUAAAAAAUCAGGUGUGGAAUAAGAUGCUGUACGUAAAUGGUUUUUAGUGUCCCUUAUAAUAUAUGGAUAUUUUGUACGAGCGCCUUUUUUUGAAAGGAAACAAAAACGACCUCGACACUUCAUAAACCGAAGUCAAAAAAUCCUCUUAAUUAUAAUAAAAUUCUUAGUAAAAUGAUCUCAUCAAAAUCACCCAUGAUGUUUUCGAUUAUAAAUUUGUAUAAACAAAAAAAUAGGUUAUUUGUCUUUUUUGUGAUGAAUUACAAACAGCUUCCCCCCCCCCACCUGUAUUUUUGUGAUAGUCUCUUCAAUGUUGAUUUGGGGGCUAGUAAUUUGCAGCAGAUAUUAUUCCAUAGGCCACUAGACCUCUGUAACAAUUUGCUUCAAUGGUUUAGUUUCCCUUUGUAACAGAUACUUUUGGAGUUUUUUUGUAUGAGUGCCUUUUUUUAAAGGAAACAAAAACCGAUGUUACACUUAAGAAAGCAUAUGCCAGGUCUGGAUAUCAACUUAAAAAGGUAAAAAACAAGUGAACUCAUCCAAUUUACCUUUGAUGUUUCCUAUUAUGUGUUUGUAAACUAUACAGCUCUUGUUUUUUUUUCCCCCUUCAUUUUUUCUGUAAUUGAUAACACACUGAGCAUUCUUUUCUGUGUUUCUUUUUUUCUAAUUUUGGCGUUUAAGCAAUGAUGCGGAAAAGCCUUUGUUUUUGUUCUCAUUUUUUUUUCUUUCUUCUGUGAAUGAUUUUUGUCACAGCCAUUUUGGGCAUGUAACUUUGUCGUACACCAUUCAAAGUUAGCAUAUGCAUAGUCCCUAUUAGCAAAGUUGUGUCCCGAAGAGUGACGUCACGAUGAUGUCAUGUGACGUCAUCUUAAAGGUGCGUUUUUCAGUGGCCUAUAUCUACGGAACUACAAGGCCCAUUUGUUGAAACUUUGUAUGUACAUUUAAUGCAUUUUGUUCAUGAAAUUAUCAUUUAAUACACGACUGCACAUUGCCAAAAAAGCAUAAAUCCAUAAGAAAAAAAUUAUAAUGCGGAAAAGCCCUAUGUUCUGUUCAUCAAACAGACAUAGUUCUUUUUUUUUCUCUUUUUUUAUUGUCAAUUGAUUUGGUCCACAGAUUUUGGGGAAAAGUGAACACUAGUGCAUAGAUGCACGAGUACAAAUUUGACCAACGGCUUUUGUGUAAAAUGCAUCUGACCCGUCGCGCUUGGUUAUUAUUAUACGCUUGGUGUGUGUGUUCUGUAUAAUUGUGUUGCCUGAGACCAUUGUGUUGAAAAGAAUAUCCUGCACAGCUGGUGUAGUACGAAAUUUGGAGUCUAUAAAAAAAGGAUUCGUUGUAUUGUGUCGCGCAUGCCUUAGUGGACAUAAUUACAUGAAGGACAGUGACAGGUCACAUGUGCGACCAGAUUUUAUAGGAGUCCAAAUUUCAUGCGACACUUUUUUGGGGGGUGUUGAGAUGUUUGUGAAAGGUGGGGCCAAGGUCAGGGAGACAAAAUGCAGGGGAAAAAAGAGUUGUGCUUCAAUUUGUCCAUAGAGUAUGCAGUGUUGGUAGCGUAAGUAGGAAAUGUCAUUGUUUAUUGUUGGUGCAGGGUUGCUGGUAUUAGAUACUGUUGUCUGUAUUAAUUUCAUUAUUCUGAUGACUCCAUAUGGUACAUGUACUUACAUGAUGUACAGUGACCAGUCCGUUCAGCUAUUUCUUAAGCACUGGAAAUAUAAUUUGUAUUUUAGUUUGCAUACAAACUACAUGUAAAUACUUCAUGUUAUGUGAUCUGAGGUCUCUCAAAACCAUGUUUCAUAUUUGAUUUUUAGUUGCUUGCUACAUGUAAUGUAACAUUAACAUUUCAGAAAGGAAAAGAAUGGAAUAAAAUUUGACGACUUUCAUAAAUUA
This is a messenger RNA of Patiria miniata (bat star), 6201 nucleotides long. Its product is annotated as nuclear pore complex protein Nup155-like. The coding region runs from base 115 to 4281 and encodes 1388 amino acids. The transcript has 35 exons. Gene Ontology annotation, molecular function: structural constituent of nuclear pore. Gene Ontology annotation, biological process: transcription-dependent tethering of RNA polymerase II gene DNA at nuclear periphery; protein import into nucleus; RNA export from nucleus. NCBI's taxonomy places the organism in Eukaryota, Metazoa, Echinodermata, Asteroidea, Valvatida, Asterinidae. Gene Ontology annotation, cellular component: nuclear pore inner ring; nuclear pore. The record is from RefSeq and is a predicted model, not a curated record.